Molecule: messenger RNA, 1298 nt
Organism: Sardina pilchardus (European sardine)
Lineage: Eukaryota; Metazoa; Chordata; Actinopteri; Clupeiformes; Clupeidae
Gene: dnajc12
Product: DnaJ (Hsp40) homolog, subfamily C, member 12
Exons: 5
Coding region: 129-656 (175 amino acids)
Cellular component (GO): cytoplasm
Source: RefSeq, a predicted model, not a curated record
AUGCGCACUGAGAACAUGUGAAUAUAUUGUAACAGUGGCAGAUACAAAAUUGUCACAUCUAGCGGGUUGUGAGCAGGUUGUGAGAGGUGACGGCACUGUUGGCAACGGCAAGGGAUCUUUUGGCUCGUAUGGAGUCGAUUUUGAAUUGCAAAUCGGAAGAUUUGGAAGAUUAUUACGGACUACUUGGGUGCGAUGAGCUGUCAUCGAGAGAACAGAUACAGAAUGAAUUUAAAAUAAGAGCUUUGGCUUGCCAUCCUGACAAGCAUCCAGAAAACCCCAAAGCAGUGGAGGAAUUUCAAAGGUUACAGGAAGCUAAAGAGGUUUUGACCAAUGAAGAGAGCAGAAAGAAUUAUGAUCUUUGGUUGAGGAGCCAGUUAACGGUGCCUUUCCGAGACUGGCGAGCCCUCAGCCAGUCUGUGAAAACUUCAAUGCACUGGGCUGUAAGAGCAAAGAAGGAGCCUAUGUUGGAGGACUCCCAGGAGUCAUCGGCAGCACCAGUGCCUGAGGAGAAGGCCUCCUUCUCCAAACAGCAGCCGACUGAGGAGCGGUCCUCAGAGGCGCCUCUGUCCUCCAGUGACUACUGCCAUCAAAGAUUCCGCUGGUCAGCUGAUGCUCCAUCAGAUAUCUUACAGAAAUUCAGGAAUUAUGAAAUAUAGCUGUUGUACCUCAUGUAUUAUGUCCAUUCUACUAUAGUAUGUGGAUUAUGUUUUAGUAGAUGUAGCAGAUUAUUUGAGGAUUUGCCAGUUGUAACGUUGCAAUUGAUUUACUGUCUACAGUGUGUUCAAUAUUGAACUUGAGCCUUGUCAGUAUAGUGAGAACUCUUUCCUCAUUACCCUCUGUGAAGAACAUUCCAUAGAACUAUUACUAGCUAUAGCUUUGAAAACGCAUGAUUAUAUAAAACACUUCUUGUAUUUUUGUAAAGGGAACACAGCGCUUUCAUUUUGUUUUGCCCAGAGUUGUCUUUUUUUGUAUGUGUGUCAGUGAGUCAGGAUAGAAGCGUCACAGGUGUAGCAAUGAGGAGAGGAAUGAUUAACAUAUCCAUGGACAUUGGGAGGAAAUGAGAGGAAGACAAGAGGCUUUUGCUGACAUAAAUAGACCUAAGGAGUAUUCACUAAUGCACAUUUUGUGACUUCACAUGGUAACACAAUGGUUACAGAAAUGUAUCACAAACAAUCAGCAGAUAGCUGUGUAUUCCCUCUAAUAACUCACCAAACUCUCUCAUUCUAUUUUCUGCAUUUUUGGUACAUUGAUGCUUUUUUCUAUGUGGCUACUGUUGAAACAUACAUAAAUAAACAUUU